Messenger RNA from Brassica napus (rape), 1150 nucleotides. RefSeq names its product putative cysteine-rich repeat secretory protein 37. The transcript has 3 exons. Lineage: Eukaryota; Viridiplantae; Streptophyta; Magnoliopsida; Brassicales; Brassicaceae. The coding region runs from base 206 to 1006 and encodes 266 amino acids. The record is from RefSeq and is a predicted model, not a curated record.
UUUAUAGGAGUUUAAACUUAGUAAUUCAAUUUGGACCUUUUCUUUGUCCCUCCAUUUCCAUCGCCGAAAAUAUGCACACUCUUUUUUUUUCUAUCCAUAAGCCAAUCGAUUAAAAUUCUUCUGAGUUCCUAUAUAAAUAUGUCAACCUCAACACUUCAUUUAUAAAAGUCACCAUUUACUGGAAAGAAAUAAACGAUCUACAACAAUGAAAUUUUCAUAUUCUUUAUCCCAACGGUUUUCUUUCCCUAUUUUGGCCAUGCAAUUUCUCAUUAUACAUAGUGUUUCGUCACUGAACCUUACUAAUGAGUAUCUCAACCACAAAUGCCUCUUUAAUCAAGGGAAAUAUAACUCUGGAAGUGAGUACGAGAAAAACCUCAACUGGGUCUUCCAUUACAUUCGUACUAGGCCAUUUGAGAAUGUCGGAUUCUCACACACAAGUAAUGGAACAACGACAUCAAAUUUUGCUACCGUCGUUCUCCAAUGUCGUGGUGACUCUUAUGGGUCUAAAUCUUAUGGGUCUAAAUGUCGUACAUGCCUUGACACCGCAAUUUUGGGGUUUCGUAAGAGAUGUCCGAGUAUCAAAGGAGGAAUGAUAUGGUACGACCAAUGUUUUCUCUAUGUUAGUACGAUCGAUAUAGAAAAUCCAAGCAGGAUUAAUUACGAGAAUGUUUUUUCUAUGCACAAUCCAAAUAACGUGAGAGAGGAUGCAAAACUGUUUGCCAAGAGAGUGUUGGAUUUUUUCUCUGAGCUAACACUUAAAGUCGAGAAAACCACCAGUGACGGCUUUCGCAUCAUACUUUACGCAGCAGGGGAAAAAAAGCUCGGGAAAAAUACAUUAUAUGCAAUGGUGCAAUGUCUAGAGCUAACAUUGGAUUGUAAAAAUUGUUUGACAUGGAGUACCACAAAGCUUUUCAAGAAUGGCGACAUUAAACAAGGAGCGAGAGUUUUUGGUUCAAACUGUGAUGUUAGGUGGCUACAAAAACAUGUUGUAAUGCUCCAGGAUUAAUAUAUAGGGGAUGGUAUGAAAACUUAAAUGCGUGUUUCUUAGACAUAUCUAAAACAAAAAAAGGAAAAUUGCCAAAACAGAACAUAAAAACAACAUAGUUGUCCCUAUGGUAUAAAACCAUAUUUGUCUAUUUAUUUUCCCUUU